Anthonomus grandis grandis is the source of this 882-nucleotide messenger RNA. RefSeq names its product protein lethal(2)essential for life-like. Gene Ontology annotation, molecular function: protein folding chaperone. Gene Ontology annotation, biological process: protein refolding; response to heat. The record is from RefSeq and is a predicted model, not a curated record. NCBI's taxonomy places the organism in Eukaryota, Metazoa, Arthropoda, Insecta, Coleoptera, Curculionidae. The transcript has 2 exons. The coding region runs from base 175 to 720 and encodes 181 amino acids.
GAAUCUCAACCUGGACCUACCAUAUAAUAAAUUGUGUUGCGCAUUUCUUCCGUCAAAUUCCGGAAAAUUCUUUGUUUCUAUAUAAACUGUGAAUUCGAUUGCCGGCCAGCAGUUUGCAUUUUGCGAGUUUGAAUUACAUUUGUGGACAAUUAACACUUUGCGCUUUAUAACAAAAUGUCUCUCAUUCCAUUGAUCUUUGGCGAUUACGAACCGAUGUACCGGCCAUCCAGAAUCCUGGAACAACAUUUCGGCCUGGGCCUGGACCAUGACGACCUUUUUCAACCGUUAAACCCGAACAACAGAAUGUUGACUAGAACUCCCGCGGGUUAUUUAAGGAACUGGCGCCCCAACGCUGCUAAUUUGGAUUCUGGUUCAACAGUUCACUUUGACAAGGACAAAUUCCAGGCCAAUUUGGAUGUGCAACAAUUCAAGCCUGAAGAAAUUACUGUCAAGGUCACAGGGGACAAUGUACUUACUGUAGAAGGCAAGCACGAGGAGAAACAAGAUCAGCAUGGUUACAUAUCCAGGCAUUUUGUAAGAAGAUAUGUGCUGCCGAAGAACUGCCAGAUGGACAAAAUUGAAUCAAAACUCUCUAGUGAUGGAGUUUUGACCAUCAGUGCUCCCACUGUCGAGAAGAUGGAGAUCGAGCACAAAUCCAUUCCUAUUACACAGACUGGAGAACCUGCCAAACAGCAAAAGGCUGUUGAACAAAAGAAGUAAUUAGUACUUACUAAUGUUUAUAUGUAAUUACAUAUUCUUCAUAUUUAUUUCUUUUUCUAUUAGCUUCAUUUAAGUGUGUUAAUGCUUUCAUUAAGUUUUUUUGUUUUACAGUUUUAAAAACUCAUUUUGUUAAUUUCAAUAAUAAACAAUUUUUUACCCUUA